Molecule: messenger RNA, 1840 nt
Organism: Aspergillus brunneoviolaceus CBS 621.78
Lineage: Eukaryota; Fungi; Ascomycota; Eurotiomycetes; Eurotiales; Aspergillaceae
Product: putative MFS transporter
Exons: 3
Coding region: 96-1610 (504 amino acids)
Biological process (GO): transmembrane transport
Cellular component (GO): membrane
Molecular function (GO): transmembrane transporter activity
Source: RefSeq, a predicted model, not a curated record
CUAAUCCCGCCUCCCUUCUUCUCACUCCUCGAAUCCCUCAUUCUUGCACGUUUUGUGACUGCCUCAUUCUCACACUCCCGUCUGGCUGAAGUAUAAUGGCAUCCAGCUCCAGCUUGAGUCCACAUGACACCAAGACGAGCUCGGUUCAUGAUGAGCCUGUGAAGGCGAGCCACUACACCACUGAGACGGGGAUCAUCGAGGAUGUCGUCCGGGUCACAGAUCACCAGGCAGAGAGGCAGCUGUGUCGGAAAUUUGACCUGCGUUUACUGCCAGUAUUGGCUUUGAUGUAUCUUUUCAAUGCGUUGGACAAAGGCAACCUCAGUAACGCCGAAACGGAUGGCAUGAGUACGGACCUGCACUUCAAGCCGAAUCAGUACAACUUGCUGCUCUCCAUCUUUUACGUACCUUAUGUCAUCUUCGCGCCGCCCUUUGCCAUGCUGGGCAAGCGCUUUAGCCCAGCCCGGGUCCUGCCCGUCCUCAUGUUCAGCUUCGGCUCGUUUACGCUGCUCUCCUCCGCAGCCAGAAACUUCGGCGGCAUGUUCACGCUGCGCUGGUUCCUGGGAAUGUCCGAAGCGGCUUUCUUCCCUCUGGUCAUCUACUACCUGACAACCUUCUACCGCCGCGGCGAGCUCGCCCGCCGCCUCGCCAUCUUCUACGCCGCCUCGAACAUUGCGAACGCCUUCUCGGGGCUCAUCGCGUUCGGCGUCUUCCAGAUCAAGAACUCGACCAUCCCGAACUGGCGGUACCUCUUCAUCAUCGAAGGCAGCGUGACGGUCCUCUUCUCCUGCUUCGCAUUCUGGUACCUCCCACGCUCCGCCAGCGAAGCCACGUUCCUGAGUCCCGACGAGAAAGCACUGGCCUAUCACCGCAUCCAGGUCGACUCGUCCGCCGUCGUGAACGAAGCCUUCAACCUCCGCGACGCGCUGCAGAUCUUCCGGCACCCGUCAACCUACGCCUUCCUCGGUAUCGAAAUCUGCCUGGGCGUCCCCCUGCAGGGUGUCUCCCUCUUCAUGCCGCAGAUCAUCCAGCGCCUCGGCUACUCCACCGUGAAGACUAACCUCUACACGGUGGCCCCGAACGUGACGGGCGCCGCGAUGCUGCUCGUGCUGGCCUUCGCGUCCGACGCCGCCCGCCUGCGCUCCCCCUUCAUCGUGCUGGGGUUCCUGCUCACUUUCACGGGCUUCAUGAUCUACGCCUCCAUCACCGACGUCGAGGCCCAGAUCCACGUGGCCUACUUCGCCACCUUCAUGAUGACCUGGGGCACCUCCGCCCCCAGCGUCCUGCUCAGCACCUGGUACAACAACAACGUCGCCCACGAGGGCCGCCGCGUCCUGCUCACCAGCAUCGGCGUGCCCUUGGCCAACCUGAUGGGGCUGGUCGCCAGCAACGUCUUCCGCGCCCAGGACAAGCCCAAGUACAUGCCGGCGCUGGUCACCAUCGCGGCGUUCGGGGCGACGGGCGCCGUCCUGGCGGCGGCGCUGGGCAUCUUCAUGUGGGUGGACAAUCGCCGCCGCGACGCCCGCGAGGGCGUCAAGAUGCGAGCGCAGGAUGUGCCCACCGAACGGCUGAGGGAUGGACCGGCCGCGGUCGAGUUUCGGUGGUUCUUGUGAAAACCUUUUGGAUUAUUUUAUUAUUCUGUCGCCUCGAAGGUUUUUAGUUUGGCUGAACAUAAUGACCAUGAUGAAGUUAUGCACAUCCCAGCAUCGCCCACAGUCCAGGGUUAGCACAUCGUAGGAGUUGGAAGAGCGACCCACAAAGCGGCACUGACGAAUUCAACCCGAGCAAAAAAGCCGACAUGCAGGGUCUCUGUACCGUACCCCAAUUCGGGCCCCAAAAUAAG